Molecule: messenger RNA, 804 nt
Organism: Cloeon dipterum
Lineage: Eukaryota; Metazoa; Arthropoda; Insecta; Ephemeroptera; Baetidae
Product: C-type lectin 37Db-like
Exons: 6
Coding region: 2-691 (229 amino acids)
Biological process (GO): biological process involved in interspecies interaction between organisms
Cellular component (GO): external side of plasma membrane
Molecular function (GO): carbohydrate binding
Source: RefSeq, a predicted model, not a curated record
CAUGGCGGCGACACACGCUCCACUUCUACGCCUUGCAUUAUUUAUUUAUUCUCUGUUUGCAUUGCGCGCGUGGGCGCAAGAGCCGGAAAUAUCGCUGUUGGGCAACGAGAUGGACAAAAACAGGGAAUAUCAGUGCGUGGCCAGUUGCUUCCAGUUGUCAGGCCAGGGACAGCAAACUGCGGCCAAGUCUAUGGUGCCCGAAUGCGUUGUUGACUAUCGUUCCAUAUCUUCAGACUGCAACGAGCCAACUAAAAACCUGGGGCUGAUCGUGCUGGACUCUGGCCGUUACUGGGUGAGCAGCGAAAAAAAGAACUGGCACGAGGCAUCGCGCAUUUGCCGGACGUACUCGAUGCAGCUGGCCGGCCUGGAAACAAAGGAGGAAAUCCAGGCGGUCGCCGAGAAAGCCUUUGUCAACGACACUGCUCCGCCCGUCGAAGGGUUCUGGAUGUCGCUGUGCGACCUGGUGGAGGACGGCAAGUGGUAUUGGGCGCACUCGGGCGAGGACCUCACCUACUCUCAGUGGGACUCCGGCGAGCCCAACGACGUCAACAAGGUGCCCCAGCGAUGCGUCGAAGUCAAAAUGACCACCGACAAGUCCUUCAAGUGGGCUGACCGCGACUGCAUGGACGAAAGGAAAUUCAUUUGCGAGAUGCCCGAGAUUUGCUACAGACAGUACUGCAACACCAGCUAGCCCACCAUUUCGGAUUAAAUCCUUAUAAUUUGAAAUAUUUUUUCGUUUUUAAGUUUGGAGUGUGUCUGACCACGUAUUUCUUCCUAAAAAUAAAUCAAAUAAAUCGUAUUCGA